ACACAGGAAACCAAGCGUCGCUUGAUAGAGAUGAAAUUAUUUCCAUUAUUUUAUAUUUUGCAGUGAUUUAUAAAUAUUAAAGCUUGUCUAACCGAUUUGUGGGAAUUUUUAAGCAUGGCAACGAAUAUGGAGGUAGACGGGACAAAGUCCAAUGUGAUGGCUUCAGCAGGGACUUCAGGAAGUGUAUCGGUUUCGCUUCACCCUCUGGUGAUCAUGAACAUUUCUGAACAUUGGACAAGAGUUAGAGCUCAGGAGGGAAAACCACAGCAAGUAAUUGGAGCUGUGAUUGGCAAACAGACUGGAAGAAAUAUUGAAGUGAUGAAUUCAUUUGAGUUACUGUUUGAUAUUGUGGAUGGACAAAUUGUAAUAGACAUGGAUUACUACAAUACAAAAGAAGAACAGUUUAAACAGGUAUUUAGUGAGAUGGACUUCCUUGGCUGGUACACAACAGGAGAUGACCCAACAAAUUCAGAUAUACAUGUACAUAGACAGAUCUGCAGUAUAAAUGAAAGUCCUGUAUUGUUGAAAAUGAAUCCUAUGGCCAGGAAUCAAGAUGUAAGUUCUCUGCCAGUUGCCAUAUAUGAAUCUGUGAUAGAUCUGGUGAAUGGAGAGGCUACAAUGUUAUUUGUGGAACUGCACUACACACUUGCUACAGAAGAGGCAGAAAGAAUUGGUGUGGAUCAUGUAGCCAGAAUGUCAACAGCAGACACUGGAGAGGCAUCUAGUGUUGCGGAACAGUUGAUAGCACAACACAGUGCAAUAAAGAUGUUACACAGCAGAGUGAAACUGAUUCUAGAAUAUAUAAAGGCUGUAGAAGCAGGUGAAAUACCAAAGAACUUGGAUAUAUUGAGAGAGGCGUACAGUUUAUGCUACAGACUACCUGUAUUAAAUACUGACAAGUUCAAGGAAGAUUUCUUCACUCAAUGUAAUGAUGUAUGUUUGAUGGCUUACCUUGGAACUAUAACAAAAGGAUGUAACACAGUUAAUCAGUUUGUGAAUAAGUUUAAUGUGAUACACGACAGGCACAGCAUGGGCAGAAGAAUGAGAGGGCUUUUCUUCUAAAACUCUGUUACAUAACUCAUCACACAUUGUUAUAACAACCCCCAGAGAAAUGACAGUUAACAGCACACAGAUAACAGCACACAGUGUUUCCUUAGGAACUGUCAUAUACAAUAUCCAUGUGGUUACUUACUAGAUUAGACAUUUAACAGAGGAAUUUACUCCAUAAUUAUAGUGCAGUUUCCUAUGUUUCUGGAACUUCUGACUCCAGACUAUGAAACUGCAAAAUACAAUGCUUUUUGGGAAGUGUUCACAAGGCUAAUUUUAUGAUAGUGCUAUUUAAAAUAGUUUUAAAAUGACAUAUCAAGAAAUUGUGAUUUAUGUGUCAGUGUACUACUGGGCCUAUUCUGCAACAAGGUCUCUCAAAAUUUUCUUUAACUGAAUGCCAAUUAUAUAUAAAUUCUUUAGGUCUCAAGGGGUAAAGAAAUCAUGUUUUUUUGCCAAAAUGUUUUUUCUAAGGAAAUCCCAUGAAUAAAAUUUGGGCACAUGAGAAUUUCAUAUUUUUUUUUUCAAAUUUAACAUUAGCAUUUUCCUUCUAUCCCUAAAAGUUUGAUAUCAAUCAAACAACAGAUAAGAGUCAAAUAACAACAUUGAAAAAGAAAUUAAAUACAAUGGAAAAUAUGCUAUCGAAAUGGAACUGUGAUUAUAAAUCUGAACUAUAUACUUAGCAAAUUUUUUUUUUAAAUCCUACUGCUUCAUAAUUAUGCUUAUGAACCAUUAAAAAUGAUUUAGAAAAAUGGCCCCCACCCCUCCAAAUAAAGUUGCAGAGUUGGCAAAUCAAACAGUAAUUUAAAAUUGAGCAUCUGAUUGUUUUUAUUUUGCUACAAAAUAUACAUUGAAAUAGUUCUGUAUCACACAUUGUUUCAAAGAAAGUACAUGUAAUACAGACGUAAUUGAAAACAAAAAGAUUCAGGAUGUUGUUCAUGUAAUAAAGUGAAAGUGACAUUU
Messenger RNA from Mercenaria mercenaria, 2007 nucleotides. Its product is annotated as COP9 signalosome complex subunit 6-like. NCBI's taxonomy places the organism in Eukaryota, Metazoa, Mollusca, Bivalvia, Venerida, Veneridae. Gene Ontology annotation, biological process: protein deneddylation. The coding region runs from base 115 to 1062 and encodes 315 amino acids. The transcript has 10 exons. Gene Ontology annotation, molecular function: protein binding; metallopeptidase activity. The record is from RefSeq and is a predicted model, not a curated record. Gene Ontology annotation, cellular component: COP9 signalosome.